AUGAGAGGUGCGGUACUUAUUCCUCUUGCGGCGGGCAUUCCGUUUGCCCAUGGCCUGUCUCUCCAUAAACGCGAUGAGCCUGCCGUCGUUCGAAUGCCCAUUGAGCGCAGGAGCGGCCAGUCCUUGCACAAAAGAGAUUCUACGGUCGCCGUGACUUUGCAGAACUGGGAUGCGACUUAUUACGCAGUGAACCUGACAUUAGGAACACCGGCGCAAAAGGUGUCAUUGGCUCUGGACACUGGCAGCAGCGACCUCUGGGUGAACACCGGCAACUCGACCUACUGCUCCAUCGACAAUCUAUGCACCCCUUAUGGCUUGUACAACGCCAGCGAAUCGUCCACCGUGAAAACCGUCGGCACAUACCUCAAUGAUACAUAUGCGGACGGCACAAAUCUCUACGGACCUUACGUGACUGAUAAACUAACGAUCGGCAACACGACAAUCGAUGACAUGCAGUUUGGGAUCGCCGAAUUUACGACUAGUAAACGCGGGAUCGCCGGUGUCGGUUACAAAAUUUCGACCUACCAGGCCGAGUACGACGACAAAGUCUAUGCCAACCUCCCUCAGGCCCUCGUCGACAGCGGUGCUAUCAAGUCUGCUGCGUACAGCAUCUGGCUAGAUGAUUUGGAGGCGUCGACCGGUUCGCUCCUUUUCGGAGGUGUCAAUACAGCCAAAUACAAGGGCGAUCUCCAGACCCUUCCGAUUAUUCCAGUUUAUGGCAAAUACUACUCCCUCGCCAUCGCCCUCACAGAGCUUAGCGUUGCGACCGACUCCAACACCAGUAGCUUUACUGACAGUCUUCCCCUCUCCGUGUCACUUGAUACUGGCACCACCUUGACGGCGCUGCCCAGCGAUCUCGUCAACAAGGUUUAUGAUGCGCUCAACGCAACCUACGACAAGACAUACGACAUGGCCUACAUCGAUUGCGACACCAGAGAGUCCGAUUACAACGUGACCUAUAGUUUCUCCGGUGCAACGGUCACCGUCAGUAUGAGCGAGCUGAUUAUCCCCGCAACGGAGCCGGGGUGGCCCGACAACACCUGCGUAUUGGGCCUCGUGCCGAGCCAGCCGGGUGUGAACCUGCUCGGCGAUACAUUCCUGCGCAGCGCAUACGUUGUAUACGAUCUCGAGAAUAAUGAGAUCUCCCUCGCCAACACCAACUUUAACCCGGGUGACGAUGAUAUCCUUGAGAUCGGAACGGGAACGUCCGCUGUGCCAGGAGCGACACCGGUUCCCUCUGCCGUCUCUUCCGCUACUGGAAAUGGAUUGGUCUCGACUGGCACUGCAGUGCCCACUCUGUCGGGUGUCACCAUCACUGCUACGGCCACAGCGACCGGGGCGACGGGCACUGCUUCGAGCGGCGGCUCAUCGGCCGAAGCUACGAGCACUUCCUCGGAGGGUGCUGCAGCGCAGGCCACGAGCAACCCCAUGAAGCUGCUUUCAGGACUUGCGGGCGUGGGAUUGCUUCUUGCAUUGUAG
Molecule: messenger RNA, 1479 nt
Organism: Aspergillus vadensis CBS 113365
Lineage: Eukaryota; Fungi; Ascomycota; Eurotiomycetes; Eurotiales; Aspergillaceae
Product: pepsin-like aspartic protease
Exons: 3
Coding region: 1-1479 (492 amino acids)
Biological process (GO): proteolysis
Molecular function (GO): aspartic-type endopeptidase activity
Source: RefSeq, a predicted model, not a curated record